Messenger RNA from Adineta ricciae, 2673 nucleotides. The record is from the annotation of a GenBank genome assembly. Lineage: Eukaryota; Metazoa; Rotifera; Eurotatoria; Adinetida; Adinetidae.
AUGAAAGAAUGGGGCGUAGAUGACGUAAUGGUGGUUGAGUUGUCGUUUAUGUUCAUUAUCAUUCUUGGUCGAUGGUUAUUACCAAAAGGAAAUAUAUCACAUAGUGCAUUGUCACAAUUGCUGUUGGUUUACUUGUCGCUUGCAUCGGAUAUUUUGGAUUUACUAACAUUAUUCAGUGAAAAGGAGAUUUAUCUAAGUUCACCUAUGGUUCAUAUUGUUCUUGUUAUCUUUUCUUUGUGUAUGUUUCAAUUCGCAUUGAACCUAACGGCUACACGUGGUCGAUCAUUUCAUGCUGAGUUUGACGAAGCAGAAUAUGAAAUUCGUCAAUUGCCCCCACCGAUACCAAUACAUCAAAAGGUACUGAAUAAGCUCAUGCCAAGUACGACACCAUCGUCGUCUACAGCUCGUCCAUUGACGACAACAUCAGCAAAUCAAACACCACGAAUUAAACCUCGUGCAGCCUCGUUUUCAAUCAUGAAUCCAUCAGUUACCAUUUUUGAAAAUCCUAUUCACAAUGAAAACCUCGAAAUGCAAGAAAGUAAGAAUAGUUUAGUCCUAAAGCCAACAUUUCCGGAAGUCAAUCUACUCUCAACUAUUCCUCGUCCGAUAAUGCAGAAUCGCCUAUCCAUUGGUUCUCUCAAUUCAUUACAUUCGUCUUUAUGGCAUACUUCACGUUCGAAACAAAUGUCGAGAAAGUCGAUUGCAGAAAGUGUCAAGGUCUUCGUCAAGAAACGCUCAGCAAAGUUCCUUCGAUCAGAAAUUUGGUCGAUCUUGGUAACAUUAUCGUUGCAGGAUGGUCCGUUCUUUGCUGUUCGUCUCGUUGCCAUUUUUGUUUAUCGUGUACGAUCGUUUCUAACGUAUUUCUUUACAUUUAAGAACUUUCUGAUUCUACUCUUUCAAACGUAUCGUAUUACGUCGAUAUGUUUAGAACGGGACCAAGAAGAAGAAGAAUUCGAAGAAAAAAUGGAUACAAUAAGACGUAUGAGUCUUGCAGCAUCGCAACUUGGCGUUUCAGUAAAUCGAAACUUCUAUUUACGAAUGAAGAAUCAAUUAACUCUUUUAUGGCGAUGUAUUUUUGGUCCAAAACUGUACCAGACAUAUCCAGCAAUACCACCGACUCCGAUGCGAAAUGAUCAACAACCAGCGCACAUUUACGAGAAAAAUACAGCAGAGAGUCUCAGCGAUACGGUGUUUUUCGCAUUGAAACUAUCCUUCGGCAUACUUAAAGUGACGUGGCCUAUAUGCCUGAUAUACUUUUAUCGCAAAGGUUUUUUAACAUACGAUAAUGGUAUUGUCACAUUGCGACUUGCAGGUUGUGUCGCCAUUGUUUCAGCUUAUUUUAUGCUGUUACGUGGUGUUGGUCGUUAUGUUAAUCCAAGUUAUAAACUUUUUAUUGAUGAAUUCUAUCGGGUCAAAACGAAUACAUCCAAAGAUGCCCGUCAACACUUAUUAGCUAAAUUUGACUUUUCUCUUUCUCAUUGGCAACCAGAUUAUGUUAUUGACACAUCCGCUGUGCGAAAAAUACCGAUGAUAUCCAUAACUAAAGAUGAACUUCUCAAUCGUACUGAACCAACCCUUCUCGAACGGAUCUUUCAUUAUCCAACAUUAUUUCUCGGAUAUAUUUGUGUGAAUGUAUUCGGUCGUCGUCUAAUGUUCCCAGGUAGCUUACAGUUACUUCGACAAAUGAUGGAACGUCCUUUACUUGACGGACGUACAAAUCUAAUUGUUCAACAUCGCGCCAAACGAUAUGUUAUACGUACAGCUGACGGAAAUAACAUCGAUACAAUAUUCGUCGAUCGACGACAAUCAAAUCAGACCAACAAUGGACGAACGUUAGUAGUCACUUGCGAAGGAAAUGCCGGAUUUUAUGAAAUGGGUUGUAUGGGAACACCCAUUGAUCGUGGAUAUUCAGUACUUGGAUGGAAUCGACCAGGAUUUGGAGAAAGUUCGGGCUAUCCUGGUGCAUUGUCGGAAAUCAAUUCUAUCGAUGCAGUGAUGCGUUAUGCAAUUGAAGAACUACAUUUUCUUGUUGACGAUAUUGUUAUAUUUGCAUGGUCGAUCGGUGGUUAUUCGGCUUGUUGGACAGCCGUCAGUUAUCAAGAUAUUCGCGGAUUAGUUCUAGAUGCCGUUUUCGAUGACGUUCUCCCAUUAGCACAACGUCAAAUGCCAGCAUUUGCGUCGAAGUUCGUUGAGAAAACAAUACGUUAUUAUCUCGAUUUGAAUAAUGUGCAAUUGCUGAAGUUAUUCAAUGGACCAUUCUAUUUGAUACGACGUACACAGGAUGAAAUUAUCAGUCUUGUACCAGGUCGAGUCGAAACCAAUCGAGGCAAUGAAUUGUUAUUUAAUGUUCUUCAUUAUCGUUAUCCGCAUAUUUACAAUGAUGAUCAGACAUUAACACUUUUAAGACGGUAUGUCUGUGCUAAUCAAGUGCAAAGAAUAGCUCUAUACGAUCAAUACUGCUCGAAUGAAACUGAUUUACAAGCAUUAACGAGAGAAUAUCGAAUGGAACAUCCAAAAGCAGCAUAUCCCUGCAAAUUCGGCGAAACUUUCUCUCUGAUCGAACGACAACGCUUUGCUGUAUAUCUAAUUGAUCAAUAUUUAGUCAAUUUCGAUUCUCAACAUUGCACACCUCUACCACAAACAUUCUUUCGCAUACCUGAUCGAUGCGUCUGA